Molecule: messenger RNA, 1193 nt
Organism: Oryzias melastigma (Indian medaka)
Lineage: Eukaryota; Metazoa; Chordata; Actinopteri; Beloniformes; Adrianichthyidae
Product: caspase-3
Exons: 7
Coding region: 124-996 (290 amino acids)
Biological process (GO): proteolysis; apoptotic process; erythrocyte differentiation
Cellular component (GO): cytoplasm
Source: RefSeq, a predicted model, not a curated record
CCCCUAAUAGAAAUACUCUUUCGUGAUUGGUGGGUUUGUCCAUUUAAAAUCAGUCGUCAUCGUUGUAAAUGCCAUUAAAGAAAGAGCACCCGUACCUUUAACGGAGCCAUAACUUAGAGGAACAUGGCUGAGCCCGGUGAGGACCACACAGACACGGACCAGCUUGACUCUAAACCUUGGUUCAGCAAGAGGUCACCUGCUGAUCAGCCAAAUGCCGUCUCUUCCAAUGCCUGCGUAAUAAAACGAGACCCCGACCCUUACCGCUACAGCAUGGACUACCCCGACAUGGGAAUCUGCUUGAUCAUUAACAACAAAAACUUUGAGAAGAACACCAACAUGGGAUCUCGAACCGGUACAGACAAAGACGCUGGUAAUGCUUUUAAGACUUUUACGAAGCUAGGCUACAAAACCAAAAUAUACAACGACCAGACUAUGGACCAGAUGAAAGAGCUGUUUCGCAAAAUGUCCAGUCAAGACCACAGUAAGUAUGCCUCCUUCGCCUGUGUGAUCCUCAGCCAUGGAGAAGAAGGGGUGAUCUACGGAACCGAUGGUCCGGUCCUGUUCGACAAGCUUAUAGAAGGCAUGAAGGGAAACGGCUGCAGGACUCUUGUGGGAAAGCCAAAGCUCUUCUUCAUUCAGGCGUGCCGCGGUUCACUCUUCGAUGAGGGCUUAGAAAUAGAGCAUGAUGCCAGAGAAGACGAAUCAGAGAAGAUUCCCCUGGAGGCCGACUUCCUGUACGCCUACUCCACCACCCCAGGUUAUUACUCCUGGAGAAGCACCGCCAACGGCUCCUGGUUCAUCCAGUCGCUGUGUGAGAUGCUGGAGAAGUUCAGUAAAACUCUGGACCUUAUGCGGAUUAUGACUCGAGUGAACUACAAGGUGGCGAUGCAAUUCGAGUCUUCUUCCAGCAUGCCUGGAUUUAGCGGCAAGAAGCAGAUCCCCUGUAUCGUUUCCAUGUUGACCAAAGACUUUUACUUUCCUAUCGAGUCCAAAUAACGCCUGCUGUUGUAGACAAGGUCAAACAGAAACACAGUAAUGGGAGUUUGAAGGGGUUGUAGUUGUAGGGAAGUCCUGAUUCGAUUCCGAGUCAUUUGAUUUUGGGGAUCUCCUGAGUCCCGAUCCAAUACUUUUAUGAAACAGUUUGAAAUUACAAAUGUAAAAUAAACAGCUUAUUUGUUCAUUUAAAACUUAAA